Molecule: messenger RNA, 2891 nt
Organism: Mya arenaria
Lineage: Eukaryota; Metazoa; Mollusca; Bivalvia; Myida; Myidae
Exons: 10
Coding region: 200-2218 (672 amino acids)
Source: RefSeq, a predicted model, not a curated record
ACCGAUAUCAUUGUCUGGUUUAUACAACCGAGCUUAUUACACCUGAGAUGAUCGAACUGAUAUUUGCUAAUCAAGGUAAUACGUUCCUUGACGAUCAUAUUUCAUUCACUUCUCUAAAGUUUAAAUAUGAUGUGCAGUGUUCGUAUUUGACUGAAAACGACGUGUUUUGUUAUUGGCGAUAUUGGUUACAGGUGUAAAAAUGUCUAGACCUGGUGGUCGGAAGGAGAGAGAUGGGGCAAAGAACGGUGCUCUCGACAUUAACGAACAGAUAAUUAAAACGAAUGCCCUCUUGGUUGACACACUCGGAAAAUUAUCGAGAGCUGAAGACGAUAUAAACAGCUUACAAGAAGAAAAAAAAGAACUUGUUGACGAAAAUAAGGAACUUAGUAAACAGAAAAGUGAAAAAUGCGAAGCACUUGAGAAAACAAUUGCAGACCUGGAGAAGGAACGACAUCGUCUGCGUGAUAGAAUUGAGAAACUUGAAAGUGAGAUAGAUGUACUAAAAGAAAGAGUGAGGUCCCUUGAAGAAAAGUGUUCUGCUACUGACGCCAUCUAUAGCGGAAGUGACGAAUCAGGAGAACGACCUUUAAGAAAAAACAGAAGUAUCAAGUCAAUAGAAGAGGCAAACGUUUGUCUGGAGAGGGAAAAAGAAACGCUUCUAACGGAAAUAGGAGUUCACGAGCGGGAAAUAGCUCAACUUGCAGAGCGUGUCACAGCAAACGACCAGCUUGUCGACAGCAUGAAAAACGACAACAGAUGCCUUGCUAAGAAAAAUGAGACGUUGAGCAAGGCAACUGAAACAUAUGUAAAUCAAAUAAAGCAGCUUCAGCAGGAACGUGAUGAGCUCCAAAGAAUAAACAUUGCAUCUCAAGAGGCACAGCUUGGAAGCGAUUCUGAUAGUUUCCGUGUCGGAACAUCGUUCAAGAUGGAAAAAAGAGACUUUGUUUGGAAACCAAGAAACAAAGACUCCGUAUCAUCAAUCGUUUGCUGUAUGGAGAUUUGCGAAAAAAGUGGAUACAAGUUUAGACUUCCAUAUAAAGAUACUUCGGGAAGAACUUCUAGUUCUAUUUGGGCUUCCGAGGGCAGGGAAGUUAGUAAGUACCAACCGACUGCUGUGUUAUUGGAUCAAUCAAUGCAACUUAUGCAUUUUGGAUGGAAGGCAGAAGACAGCUACGUAGGGAUGCUACAGCAAGGACGUGACGACUGUUACCUGUUUCGCUUAAAACCUACUAGAAAUGUAAAGGAACAAUCACUUUCUGACGAACGAAAUGUAAAAAGUGUUAGUGUUUCACAGGUUUAUCAAAACGUAAUUCAAUGUCUCAAAGAUCAUUUUAUGGAAAAGUUAAACCUCUUCAAGUUAGGAAUUGGAAUGAGCGAUAUAAUGUGGAUACUCAUUGUUCCGGAAGAAUUUUGUAACCAUGGAUUUAAUUUCAUGAAAGAUGCGGCAAUGCAGGCGGGUCUUCCGGCGGCCAACCUUGCGACUGUGAAUGCAGCAAUUGCUUCUAUCGUUUACGCUGAACACAUGGACGAUGAGGACCAAAGGUGUUUGAAUGUACUAGGAACGAACAUUGUCGUUGUUGAGGCCAAAGAAACUGUGCAUAUAACUGUUUAUCAACGCGGGAGGGAAGAAGCACUACACGAGAUCUUAGCUUACAAUGACUUGACUUGCGGAAGAGGUAGCGUUGAUGCCGCCUUUGAUAACUUUUUUGUGGAGAUUGUCGGAUCAGAGGUGUGGUCAAAGUUUCGCUCAGACGAUCCGGUCGAGUUUAUGGAUUUUCAAGAACGUUUGCGUCGUAAAAGAAGAGUCAGUCGGUGUGAAGGUCAACAGAUUGUCAUCGUUCUUCCCACAUCGUUGUUGUCAUGUUUUGAAAAGUGUACAAAAUCACGGCUUUCAGAUGCAAUAAAAACCACAACGUAUGCAGAUCUAGUUAAUGUCGUUAACCACAAACUUAGAAUAGAGUCCGUCGUUUGGAAUGGUUUAUUUCAAUUAUGUAUUGACACAAUGAUCAGCAACAUCCGGACAGUUUUAACGAAUAAAGCUGUUUCCAGGGAUGCUAUUCUUCUGUUAGUUGGGGAUAUUGCCGAGAUUGAUCUCGUACAGAAGGCUGUCAAGAAGGCCUUUUCAGCCAAUCGCGUUAUUAUUCCCAACGAUUGCAGCUUAAGUGCGAUGGAAGGCGGUGUAAUGUAUGAACAUCUGUACGAGUUGCAUCAACGCUAAGAAGUGAAGAUGUACAUAAGUAGUUUUCGAAAUAUUGAUACAUGUUGAUAAUUUGUUGUAUAAAAGUAAGAAAAUGUUGAUGAAAAAAAGACAAUAUCGGUAUAUUUCACACGAUCGAUUUGGUGAGUAAUUGCACCCGAAACGCUGUCAACGCCUCGAGGACAGAGUAUGGUUGGUAGCUUUCAGUGCCCUGUAAUGCCCAAUGCUAACCUUAUAUAAAAUAUCCCUUGUACUGUUCUUCUGUUAAAGAAUUAUCUGUUUAGUUUGUGUUUUGUUGUUGUCAUUAAUGCGUUUUCUUUAUUUAUUUGCCUUUUUUUUGUUUGUGAACUAUGUGCAUAAACUUGACAGGUCGAUAUAUGGUAUAUACUAGUGUUAGGAAUCGAAUACUAUCUAUAAUCGGUUUAUGAAACCGAUCAUUAACGAUUAUUAAUCAUUAUUUAAUCAUAUUUGGUCAUCAUUUAAGGCAUACAGAUAAAAGCAUGCAUCAGUUUUGAGCACCAAUGUAACCUUACAAUAUUGUGUGUACAUUUCAUUGUAUAAAUUACAUUAUUUAUUCAGAACCCAACUAUCCUUUAAAGAUUACAAGUUACUAUUACAGAACAUGGGACCAACGGGUCUAAUUUUUGUCUUACAUUUAGUAGUGUAUACAUUUGUAAAUAAACACAAAGGAAGA